Molecule: messenger RNA, 585 nt
Organism: Penaeus indicus
Lineage: Eukaryota; Metazoa; Arthropoda; Malacostraca; Decapoda; Penaeidae
Product: KRAB-A domain-containing protein 2-like
Exons: 2
Coding region: 1-585 (194 amino acids)
Biological process (GO): DNA integration
Molecular function (GO): nucleic acid binding
Source: RefSeq, a predicted model, not a curated record
AUGGCACAGGGUUCCUGCAAAUGGAUUAUGGUCUAUCAAGACCACCUCACCAAAUUUUGUAUCCUGCGUCUGGUAUCGUUGAAACAUGCAGCAGAAGUGGCCCAUCAUCUCACUGACAUAUUUAUCUUGUUCGGAGCUCUGUACAUAUUACAGAGUGAUAAUGGGUCAGAGUUCACAGCCGAAGUGAUCAGUGAGGUGAAAAUCAUCUGGCCCAAACUUGUCCUCGUUCAUGGAAAGCCUCGACAUCCACAGAGCCAAGGAUCCGUGGAGAGAGUAAAUGGUGACAUCAAAGACAUGCUGGUUGCAUGGAUCGGAGACAACAACACCACGGAUUGGAGCACUGAAAUCAAGUUUAUCCAGUUCCUGAAAAAUUCCAGCUUGCAUGUAGAUAUUCGCAGAUUACCCUAUGCAGCCAUGUUUGAAUGUGAGGCCAAAGUAGGCCUCACAUGGAGGCAGUGUGAGGAUGAUGUGUUAGCUGUACUCACCACCGGUCAAAAUGGAGAGGAACCAAGUCCUGUUCCCAGUGCUGAAUCAGCCGAAGUUCACUUUGAGAACAUUGCACAGUUUACAACAAACAUGGAAUAG